AUAAAUCCAAUUCAAGAAGCGAUUGCAGAAAUAGAAUCGCGCGAUCCAGGAGAACAAUUCUCGUACCAACAAAUUGCUAAAAAGUACGGCGUCAACCGCGUUACGCUGAUAAGACGGCACAAACACGAAACCGAGGACUAUAGCGUACGCAACCAAUCCCUGCACCCAGAACGCGAAGCCGAGCUUGUACAAUAUAUCGAAACGCUUACCGAACGACGUUUGCCACCUACAAGAACAAUAAUACAACAGUUUGCCAGUCAGUUAGCUGGCAAACCGGUCUCCGAAAGCUAGGUUAACCGGUAUCUCCGCCGGCAUCCCAACUAUCUCAUCUCUCGCUCAGGCAAAGCCAUGGCCAAGGAGCGUACAAAAGCUAAUUCAGGGGCUAAGUACAGCUUGUAUUUCAAGCUUUUACAUAAAAAGAUAGAGAAGUACAAUAUACAACCCAUCUAUAUAUUUAAUAUAGACGAAAAGGGGUUUCAACUUAGCCAGGUUAGCAAUACAAAACGUAUAUUCAGCAGAAGACUGUACGAGCAAAAAGAGGCAAGGCAAGCACUUAAAGAUGGCUCAACUAAGUGGAUAACGGUUAUAGCUUGUAUUUGUUCGGAUGGUACAGCUUUAAGUCCAACUCUCAUCUUCCAGGGAGCCAACAGAGCCGUUCAAUCGAGCUAGGUUAACGCUGUACAAGCAGAAGAACACUCAGUAUUUACUACGUCAUCACCUUCUGGCUAGACCAACAACGAUAUUGGGUUAGCUUGGCUCAAGGGGGUACUUGAACGGGAGACCAGACGAUACGCU
Alternaria alternata is the source of this 795-nucleotide messenger RNA. RefSeq lists its product as hypothetical. The transcript has a single exon. The coding region runs from base 349 to 669 and encodes 106 amino acids. Lineage: Eukaryota; Fungi; Ascomycota; Dothideomycetes; Pleosporales; Pleosporaceae. The record is from RefSeq and is a predicted model, not a curated record.